AUGUCAUUUACACUUCUUACACAACAGGAAAUAGAACAAAUACCACAUAUUAUCUAUGAAAAGAUACUUAUUGAAUAUAAUAGUGUCUUAGACUUGAAUACAUCUGUAAAUCAAUUAAAUAUACAAAAUCAAUAUAAAAUCAAAGAUUUAAAUAAACAAAUUGAUCUUUUACGCUCAUCAAUGUACAAAAACAAUUUAAAAUGUUUUUUUUUAGAAAUUGAAAAUGAAUUUUGUAAAUUAAGAGUAGAGAACCUUACGAAGGUUUUAAAUAUUCUUGAAAAAGAUAAUAUAAAUAAUAAAGAAAAAAAACAAAUAAAGGAAAAAAAUUCGUUAUCUAGUAAUAUAGAUCUUAAUCUGAUGUCGAAACUUAUACGCAAGAUAAAAACUCUAUCGAAAAAAUUAAACAAUGAAAAGUUUAAAUAUAAAAAAAUACAUUCUGAAUUUUUAAGUCUUUUAAGAACUAAAGAUCAAAUAUACGAAGAUUACUGUAAAAAUUUAAUUGACAGUAAAAAAAUGGAAGAAUAUUCGAAUAUGUUAAAUAAAAACAUUGCAUUAGAAAGAGAAUAUUAUAAAUUGAUGGACAUGUAUAAUAAACUUGAUUAUGAAUAUAAUAAAAUUAUACUUGAAAACAGAGAUCUUAAAUAUAAAUAUGAGAGAUAUAUUUUAAGUAAUAGAGAUGACAUAAUUCCUGUUAUAGGUAGAGAACUAGAUUUAAUUAAAGAUAAUAUAUUACAAGUUAUUAGUAAUAUAGAUAAUAUUUUUUGUAGUAAUUUUUUGAAUGAAUUUUGGAUGUAUUCUAAAUUACUAAAAAAUAAAAUAGAUUUUUAUAAGGAAACAUUACAAAAUGUAGAUUUAAUUAAAAAUGAAAUUGUAAAUAUUUAUGAUAUUAUAAAUGUUAUGCAUAAAGACAUUGAUAAAAAUAACAAUUUGUUUACAAACUUAAGUAGAGAAACACAAACAUUUAAAGAGAUGGUAAAAGAUAUUUUUAAAGAGAAAUUAAAGAAGGAUAGUUAUUCUAAUGUUAAUUAUCUUUUUUUAGAAAUUUACAGUUAUAAACAAAAAAUAAAAAAAUUAGAGACUACUAUUCAAGAAAAAGAAGAAGCUGUUAGUGAAAAUCAAAAAAUUUACGAACUAGAAAAAGAAAAGUGUGAUAAUUUAAUUAAUCAACUUAAGGAAAAAGAAGAAACUAUAAAAUGCAAUAUGCAAAUUAUUGAUGAGAAAAAUAUAGUUAUUGAGAAACUUAGGUAUUUACUAACUAAACUUAAAAAAAUAAAAGAGGAAUACACUGCUUUAAAAAAUAACACAAAUUUAGAAUAA
This is a messenger RNA of Vairimorpha ceranae, 1317 nucleotides long. RefSeq lists its product as hypothetical. Lineage: Eukaryota; Fungi; Microsporidia; Nosematidae. The coding region runs from base 1 to 1317 and encodes 438 amino acids. The record is from RefSeq and is a predicted model, not a curated record. The transcript has a single exon.